GGAGUGGGGCGUGUUGGACACGAGCUCCGCUGGGAUGUUGCGGCAGGUGUCCGAGGAGGACGCUCGCGAGAUCGUCUCGUCCCUGGGCCCGGAGGUGAGAAAUCCGUCGGCUUUCGUGACCAAGGCGCUGAAGCUUCGCAACCUGGCGGCCUUCCCCGACCGCCUGGACAGAGCGAAGGCCGGCACCAUGUCCCAAGACAUUGCCAUGGACAGGUACGCCGCGGAGUUGCGGGCGGCCGCGGCAGCCGGGGAGAGCUUCAGCCGCUCGAUGGCGAGAUGGACUGCGAGAUCGACGAUUCCCAGGUGGCCGCGGCGACUGCCGCCAGGAGGGCAGCGCAGGCGGAGGCAGACACGGCCGCUGCCGAGGCCGCCCAGGCUGAGGAGGGCCGAGGCGGCGCGCGUCUCAGCCGAGGCCGCGGUGGCCGAGGCGGCCGCUGCGCAGGCGUUGGCCGAGGCGGCCGCCGCCGAGGCGGCGGCAAGGGCAGCCCGAAGGGGUGCGCGAAGCUCCUCUUCGAAGCUCUACGUCUUCGGCCAGGUAUUGGGGGGGAGAACCAGGUUAUCGCUUGACUCACGGCAUUCAGCGGAAAACUACCCAGUCACAAAUGUUCGGAAUCCCGCACGAAUUUCUUGGAUCGGUGUUGGGCG
Messenger RNA from Prorocentrum cordatum, 645 nucleotides. The record is from the annotation of a GenBank genome assembly. NCBI's taxonomy places the organism in Eukaryota, Dinophyceae, Prorocentrales, Prorocentraceae.